GGGAAAAGAAAGACUUAGUGGCGCGCCUCCACUUUCCAAAACCAUUUGACCGCUAACUCCUCACUCCCCUCAUUCUUUCUCCAAGCCUGUGCGUAAUGGUAGAGCGAAAGAUGAACUCUCUGGUGAAAUGGGCGCUCAUCCUCUUUGUCCUCGUUUCCAUCAUUCUCAACAUAGUCCUGAUCAGCAUCCACUCCAGCAGGACGCCCAGAUGUGCUGCUCAGAGGGUUCACCCGCUAAGGGGCAAACACGACGAGCGUAGUCUUGUGUUCGCUGACCUCACCCAGGAGGAGUACUUGCAGGUCCAGCAGUACAUGUUAAAACAGAAGGACUUAGACAUAUCCACCAAGCAGACCACCAAGCCAUCGCAUAAUUUCUUGUUCGUUAUAGACCUCUCUCUGCCAAAGAAAGCCGAAGCGCUGGCCUACUUGGAAGGGACAGGCCCCGAGCCGAGAAGAGAGGCGACGGCGGUGGUCUUCCACGGCGCCCAAAAGCUCAUCAAGGAGUACGUAGUGGGGCCUCUUCCCAAUCCGACAGAACACAGAGAUGUCACCAUGGAGAGGUACAAGAUGGAUCUGCCUAUCACUGCGCGCACUGUCACCGUCGGAGAAUACAUUUUGCUUUUCAAGUUUUCUGAGACUGAAGUCUUCUCCAAGCUGCGGACGCUUUUGAAAGAGAGUUUUGGUGUGGGCAAGGAUAAGAAGCUGGACGCCUUUGAGCAGAUGCCCCGUGGAGUCCGAUCCGGGGACAGAAAGACCUGGGUAUCUUUCUUCAGGGAAAUGAGCGGCAUGUACAUCCACCCGGUGGGCUUAGAGGUGCUGAUCAACCAUGAGAGCCUAAACGCGUCUAUGUGGAAAGUGGAGCGGCUGUUCUAUAACGGCCAAUACUUCGACACGGUGGAAGAACUCAGAGAGAAAUAUAAUGCUGGCUCUGUGAAGAAAAUCGUUUACAAGGAGCCGUCUGACUAUGGUUCUCUGAAACCCAGGAACAAGACUCUGCAGGUCAGCCCGCAGCUGUUUUACGCAGAAGGGAAGCGCUACAGCGUCAGCAAGAACCACGUCUUGUACCUGGACUGGAGCUUUGCCUUUGGGCUGAGCUCUCUCACGGGCAUGAGGGUGUUUGAUGUGCGGUUCAAGAAUGAGAGGAUAGCCUAUGAGCUGAGCGUGCAGGAGGCCAUGUCGACGUACGGUUCGGUGACACCGACGGCAAUGCUCACCAAGUUUCUGGAUUCCAGCUCCGGGAUAGGGCGCUUCGCACACGAACUGGUCCGUGGUGUGGAUUGCCCUUAUGAGGCCACUUACGUGGACACAUACCGCUACAUCGAUACCCCAGUCCCGGUCAGAUUUAGGAAUUCAAUCUGCAUCUUUGAGCACAACAUGGGUCAGCCCCUGCGGAGGCACUUCGCUGACUUUUUCCACAACAGUUAUGGUGGGAUGGUGAACAGCGCCUUAGUGUUCAGGACCAUUACAGCUAUAGGAAACUAUGACUACGUGUGGGAUUUCAUCUUCUACCAGACCGGAUCAGUGGAGGCUAAGGUGCACGCCACCGGCUACAUCACCUCCUCCUACCUGGUGGACGGUAGUCUGAAAUUUGGACACCAGGUGGCGGACAAGGUCCUGGGCAAUAUCCACACCCACUUCAUCAACUUCAAAGUGGACCUGGAUGUGUCGGGUUUGAAAAAUGUGUUCCAGACCAAAGACAUGCAGUAUGUUAAUGUGUCACUGCCUUGGAUGCCUGAUCGCCACGCGAUGAUUCCUCAGCUGGUGGAGCGUCAGCUUAAAACAGAACAGGAGGCAGCACUGCGUUACGACUCCAAGACUCCACUACCUCGCUACCUCCACAUCGCCAGCAACCUGACCAACCGUUGGGGCCACCAGCGCUCCUACAGACUGCAGGUGUUCAGCUUUUCAGGUGACCACCUCCCAGAGAGCCAGGCUGAGGAGAGGGCCAUGUCCUGGGCCAGGUAUAAGGUUGCCAUCACCAAGCACAAGGACUCCGAGCAGACCAGCAGCAGUCUAUAUAGUCAAAACAACAUCUGGACUCCAGCUGUUGACUUCAGCCAGUACAUUGAAGACAACGAAAGCAUUGUAGACCAGGACCUGGUUGCCUGGGUGACCACUGGUUUCCUCCACAUCCCUCAUGCUGAAGACAUCCCCAACACAGUAACUGUUGGCAACGGGGGCGGGGUCUUGCUGCGGCCCCACAACUAUUUUGAUGAGGACCCAUCCAUCUACUCUGCUGACGCUGUGUACUUCAGCCCGGGCAGCGAGGACAGCUGUGACACCAACAGGAUGGCCUGCCUUGCUAAAGAGACCUGCAGUCCUGUGCUGGAACCCUACACCUACCAUGGCUUUGAUGGCGUCAUGAAGUUUGAUGAAUGGUCCUGAUUUAUUGAGCACUGCUAGGUAAUAGCUUCAGUGCCCUGAUGAACUCAGAGAUGUGCUUGGGCUGUUUUCAUCUAUCAAGAAACUUCUGUCAAUGUUAACAUGUAUAUAGAAAUAGUUUGGUAUGGCAAAUUGUCUGUGCUAUAUGAAUUUUAAGCAUGAACUUGAGAAAUUUUUAUGUUAGAACAAGGGUUUUCAACCAGUGGUCCACAGCCUUCUGGUGGUCCACAAAGGCACUGCAGGUGGUCCCUGAUCAUGCCUUCAGGAAUUCACUGUAGGGUUUUUAAAAUGAGUUUUUUAGACUCAUUUUUAUGAAUUACUUAUUGUUUGUGAAGAAUCAAAUUCAUGCAAUUAUACAAAAUAUAAAAAAGCAAAGGUGUCUGAGAAAUAAAAUAUUGCUCAUCUGGUGUAGCCACCCGACAACAAUGGUCUUUGAGUUACCUCUUAGUCAGAAUGGAGGUCCCUGGACCACAAUAAGUUGAAAACCCCUGCAUUAGAAGAGAAUGCUAAUUUUCUUUCUUUCUGAGAUUGACAUGAGGAGAGUGAUACCAUUCUCUGUGUUAAAUACAGAGCUGGAGUCAGGAUAUGACUUGACUGGAAGCUUUAAAAAUAUGUCUGCUAGGAGUGGAGGAAAACAUUGAUUCACAUGAGAACAGCGGUUCUUAGUCUCUGUGAUUCACAAAUAUGAAAAGUUUGUUUUUGUAUGUGGCCCCAUAUCUGCACACUCCUAUUUUCAUAUUUCACAGUCAGCACUAUUCUCCAACACAGUGGUCAAACGUGCUGGACCCAUCUGGUCAAAACUCAUUUAUUUUAGCUUCAUCUUAUUAAUUAAAGAAUGUGCUGCUGGUAUUUAUCAUGUUCUUUGCCAAAGAUGAAUCUUGCAGCUUUGUGAGCAUUGGUUUUCUUUUUGGAUGCUGCCAAUAGAGGCUGACUUCAUGCAACAUACUUCACACUGUCUGAUCAGUCACAAAUCAUCCUUGUGCCAAAUCAGAAGCUCUAACUUGUCUGUUUUUCAAAGACAAGGUUGUGUAAAUAGUGACUGGUAUGUGGCACCAUUUUUUGAGGUUGCUCACGGAACCUUCUGUUAUUGAUAGUAUGACGCUUACUACACCUCCUGACCACAGCUGAAGGUGCUUCAGCUUCUGUUCAGUAGCUACUGAUGUUCCAGUGCCCUCUGCCAUCUUUAGGAAGUCUCACAGUCUGGUUUCUUACUCGUUCAGGCCGUUACUCACCACGUGGAAAUAUUUUGCAAUAACUUUAGUUGAGAAAAAUAUGGUGUUCACAGAUUCUUUUAAAAUUGUGUAAAUGCAGUUAGACUAAUCAGGUUUUGACUCAGGUCUGUACUUUUGGCACAAGAUUCAUGUCAGUCUUCUCCUCUCACUCUCGAAAAGAAAAUGCGCAAAAUGGUAAACUGUUCUUUUAAACUAGGCCAAGUUAUUCAUCUGUAUGACCAUGAAAAUCUAUAGUGUGCGUGUGUGUGUGUGUGUGUGUGUGUGUGUGUGUGUGUGUGUGUGUGUGGUGGGGGAUUCCUUCACUAAGUGUUCUCUACAGAUUCAUACAGAUCUACAGAUCCAAAUUAACUACACAGAUGUCUCCCUGAAAUAGAAGGAAUUGUGGCUGCCCAUUGGCUACCUCUCAACACACAAGCUUACAAAUAUAUAGUUUCAUUUUUAAAAGGCUCAGUAAUUUUCUAAAGUGGCUGGUCAUUGUAAUUUUUAACAAACAUUACUGAAAGAGAAGGAAUUAGUGCAUUUGCCAGCGAUAUUUCAGCAAAGAAUGACUGUGUUUGGGUUUGAGUCAAAUUAGUGUGUGUUUGUUCAUGGUAAGGAAGGAACAUGUCACUCAUUGCAAGAGUGUGGCUUACUGAUGUGUUUGAAAUAGUUU
Molecule: messenger RNA, 4265 nt
Organism: Monopterus albus (swamp eel)
Lineage: Eukaryota; Metazoa; Chordata; Actinopteri; Synbranchiformes; Synbranchidae
Gene: aoc2
Product: amine oxidase copper containing 2
Exons: 6
Coding region: 96-2384 (762 amino acids)
Biological process (GO): amine metabolic process
Cellular component (GO): plasma membrane
Molecular function (GO): quinone binding; copper ion binding; primary methylamine oxidase activity
Source: RefSeq, a predicted model, not a curated record